Glycine soja is the source of this 1882-nucleotide messenger RNA. RefSeq lists its product as uncharacterized. The transcript has 6 exons. The record is from RefSeq and is a predicted model, not a curated record. Gene Ontology annotation, molecular function: DNA-binding transcription factor activity; DNA binding. The coding region runs from base 426 to 1709 and encodes 427 amino acids. Lineage: Eukaryota; Viridiplantae; Streptophyta; Magnoliopsida; Fabales; Fabaceae.
CUAUUGAUUCUUUUUGCAUUUGGUUUAAAUUCACGUGAAGACAACAUUUAGACAAAACUUUUUGUUUGUUUCCAUGUACUCUACUUCGUUAAUGUCAAUUCAUUAAUGUUCAUUCUUAUCCUUUUUUUCUUCUUCUCUAGAAUAAUUAAUAGCUAAUGACCUUGCACGGUAGCAUUUAGACAAUUAGAUUCAAAUCUUAUACCUCAAGGCGUUUGGGAAUACAAAAGAGAAUUUUAUGCCAUAGGCUCGAAUUGGCAUUACUAUUGUUACCUUUCCAAUUUUCUUCUACCUUCCCCCUUCCAUUUGGUGCUCCUUAAUAAGGUUGAGCUUCCAAAGAGUUAUUAUGUUAUGUAUGAUGCUACCUCACAAUUUGUAGCACAUACCUAUUAUAGUCUACUUACCAUCCAACUUCAAAUUUUGUGUCAAUGAAUGAGAACAAAAUUGAUUGGGGAGGAUUGAUUCAACAAAGUCAUGUACUAAGUGGGGAUUUUAAUUCUGAGUUUGGCAAUCGUUACUGUCAAUAUUUUGAUAUCAGACAAGCUUGGAAUAUGGGACCACUUGCCAUGGUUGGAGGAGAAGCCAUAGAUAAUGAGUUACAAAACAUAGGCCAUGCCAAAUCAUCUGGCACCAUUAUGAGCCGUUUUGAGUCACCAGCUUCUGCCUUUUAUGCUGCAGAAAACUGCAUGGAGUUUGCAGAAUAUGAUUGCCAAGUUGGUAUUCACUCUUUGAGCUCUCAGUUAUGCAAGAUUAAUGAUUUGGAGUUCCCCUUGUAUCAAUCUCCAAGGGAAAACCUUUUCUUGGAUUCAGCAAACCAAUCUGAAACCAACUUUGAUUUAUCAAACACUUUGCAAUCCAUAGUGAAAUCUCAACUGAAUAGUGCUAAUCAAUGCAGUAGAUCCCCUGAAAAGUCCAAUAAAAUUUCAUGUGGGAAUUUUCACAGCACCAAGUUCCUUCCGGUUGAACAACAGAAGUUGUUCAUUGAUGGUCUUAUCAGUGGCUCAUCAUUUCCUAACAAAGGAAAUCAAGACCAUAUGCUGAGAUUCUCUUCUCAGAUUGAGAGGUUGUCUCCAACACUUUCAGCAGGAAGUGUGUCCACUAUUGGAAACUCUGCUUCUAAUGUGGCGGCCGUAGUGUCAAGUAAAACACGUAUAAGAUGGACUAAGGAUCUUCAUGAGAAGUUUGUUGAGUGUGUGAAUCGCCUUGGAGGCGCUGAGCAGGCAACACCAAAAGCUAUAUUAAAGAUGAUGAACACUGAUGGUUUGACUAUCUUCCAUGUCAAAAGUCAUUUGCAGAAAUAUAGAAUUGCUAAAUUCAUUCCAGAACCCAGUCACGGUUCAUUCCCCAUACUGAACCUAAAAAAUUGUCCUGUUUCAGGGAAAUCUGACAAAAGAACCCACACAAAGGAUGUGCAUCAUCUUGAUGUCAAAACUGGCAUACAAAUUAGAGAGGCACUUAAGCUGCAAUUAGAUGCUCAAAGGUGUCUUCAUGAACAACUAGAGAUUCAGAGAAAAUUACAGUUGCGAAUCGAGGAACAAGGCAGGCAACUAAAGAAAAUGUUCGACCAGCAACAGAAGACAAGUAAUGACGUCUCUAAUACUCAGAAUUCAACCAUUGAAGAGACAUCAAUUAGUCAUAAAGACGGUGAAAAUGCUUCCGAAGGGGCUAACAACAAUUCCUUCUUCCCUUCCAAGACCUCUCCAAGCCAAUAAUUUGGUGGUUCAUAUGUGUAUAAAAUUACAGUUUUCCAAAAGCUUACUCCUUGUAAGAUACAGAUAGACCACAUCAUGUGAUUUUGUUAUGGGAAGAAUAACAUUGUUCUUUAUACUACAGUCUACAAAUGCAAACUCUAUGAAUUAGUACAUAAUUUAGAGUGAUUACAUUA